This is a messenger RNA of Ochlerotatus camptorhynchus, 7090 nucleotides long. RefSeq names its product inositol hexakisphosphate and diphosphoinositol-pentakisphosphate kinase-like. The transcript has 13 exons. The record is from RefSeq and is a predicted model, not a curated record. Gene Ontology annotation, molecular function: 5-diphosphoinositol pentakisphosphate 1-kinase activity; inositol hexakisphosphate kinase activity; diphosphoinositol pentakisphosphate kinase activity. Gene Ontology annotation, cellular component: cytosol. Gene Ontology annotation, biological process: inositol metabolic process; inositol phosphate biosynthetic process. The coding region runs from base 530 to 6991 and encodes 2153 amino acids. Lineage: Eukaryota; Metazoa; Arthropoda; Insecta; Diptera; Culicidae.
ACAAAUACAGAUAGUGUAGAAAAAUCCAUACUCACAUUUGAUAUAUUUUUCCGUUUUGGUUUGCGUGUAGGUUACAGCGAUUAUCUUGCAUCAUGCCUACGGGGAGAUCGUUAAAAACAAUAAAUAUUCAUCUACCCUCGCUGACUAACCGGCCGGCCACAACUGGGCUGUACGAAGUAGGUCUUCUAAUCGAUUUGCAUGCGUUCAUUGACCAAUAUUGACCUCGAACUAUCGAAACCGGUUUCCUGUAGUCAGUGAGUCUGGCUUGGCUUGGGCAGCUGAUCAGUAUCAACAUUGCGUGACAUUAGGGGAAAUUUCGACUACCAAAGGCACCUCAUUCACAUCCAACCGAUAGCGUUCUUCUUUUAGCACAGUCAGUGAUUUGUUUCAAUCAAUGACGACGCGAGCUCAUCGACCACAAUAAGCGAAGAAACUAGUGAAAGUGCACGGAGGAAAAUCUUCUGACUAAUCGUCGAAGCACAAAGCCCCGUGGAAAGUGACAAUUGACGACGAAAUCGACGAGCGAAAAAUGGAAUGGUCAUGGUUGAGGGAUUGGUGGCGAUUGAAACGGCCCAAACGUAAACAUCGUCGCAGUAGAACGGUCGUGUGCGUUGGAGAAUCCUGCGGUGGAAUGGCAGGACCAUCAGCCGCCGCGAUUCGUAGUGAUGGAGGGGAGAACAGUGCCAGUGGUGGUGAUCGGAAUGCAGAUGGCGAUUUGGAGUUUUCCGAUGCCCACGGUUGGGGCGAAAAUGGUCACGAUGGUGGUUGCUAUGGCGAGGAAGAGGACGACGAUGACGAGUUUAUCUGCUAUUGUGACGAAUGUAUGAAUGGUGACCUCGAGUCCACCGAUGGGCUCGAUUCGGAUGAUUCGUCCACGACGUACAAGCAGGUGGUGGUGGCCGUCUGUGCCAUGUCGAAAAAGUCCCAAUCCAAACCGAUGAAGGAGAUCCUGACCCGGCUGCAGGAGUUCGAGUACAUCCGGAUGAUCGUGUUCAGCGAGGAGAUCAUCCUGAAGGAACCGGUCGAGAAGUGGCCCCUGUGCGAUUGCCUGAUAUCGUUCCACUCGAAGGGCUUCCCGCUGGAGAAGGCCAUCCAGUACGCCCAGCUGCGGCAGCCGUACGUCAUCAACAACUUGCACAUGCAGUUCGAUAUACAGGUAGACCGAAGGCGUGUCUAUUCCAUCCUGGAGAAGGAGGGCAUAGAGAUACCGCGGUACGCGGUUUUGGACAGGGAUUCGCCCGAUCCGAAGCAACACGAACUCGUAGAAUCCGAAGAUCACGUCGAGGUGAAUGGGAUAACGUUCAAUAAGCCGUUUGUGGAGAAGCCUGUGUCGGCUGAAGAUCACAACAUCUACAUCUACUACCCUACGUCGGCUGGCGGUGGAAGUCAACGGUUGUUCCGGAAGAUUGGCAGCCGAAGCAGCGUCUAUUCGCCGGAAUCGCGAGUCCGUAAGACGGGAUCGUUUAUCUACGAAGACUUCAUGCCGACGGAUGGGACGGACGUCAAAGUUUACACCGUCGGCCCGGACUAUGCCCAUGCCGAGGCCCGUAAGAGUCCGGCUCUCGAUGGGAAAGUGGAACGGGAUAGCGAUGGCAAGGAGGUCCGUUAUCCGGUCAUCUUGAGCAACGCAGAAAAGUUGAUUUCGCGCAAGGUUUGCAUGGCCUUCAAGCAAACCGUGUGCGGAUUCGAUCUGCUGCGUGCCAAUGGGAAAUCGUUUGUCUGUGAUGUGAAUGGGUUUAGUUUCGUAAAGAAUUCCAACAAGUACUACGACGAUUCUGCGAAGAUACUAGGCAAUAUGAUACUGCGCGAGUUGGCACCGACUCUGCACAUACCGUGGUCGGUUCCGUUUCAACUGGACGAUCCGCCCAUAGUUCCGACCACGUUCGGGAAGAUGAUGGAACUGCGGUGCGUUACGGCUAUCAUCCGGCACGGCGACCGGACGCCCAAGCAGAAGAUGAAGGUCGAGGUGAGGCAUCAGAAGUUUUUCGAAAUAUUCGAAAAGUACGACGGCUACAAAUAUGGGCACAUCAAGCUGAAACGACCGAAGCAGCUGCAGGAGAUUUUGGACAUUGCGAGGUCUUUGCUGUCGGAGAUUCAAACCAAGGCUGCCGAUUCGGAGAUCGAAGAGAAGCAGAGCAAGUUGGAACAGCUGAAGAGCGUCCUGGAGAUGUACGGCCAUUUUUCCGGCAUCAACCGUAAGGUUCAGAUGAAGUACCAACCCAAGGGGCGUCCCCGUGGAUCGAGUUCUGACGAUGGUAAACAUCAUUCUAUAGAUGCCCCGAAGGAACCGUCCCUGGUUUUGAUACUGAAAUGGGGCGGUGAGCUGACGCCAGCUGGGCGCAUCCAGGCGGAAGAAUUGGGAAGGAUCUUCCGCUGCAUGUACCCCGGAGGGCAGAGCCGGGACGGAAAGGAAGCUCCCGGGGCGCAGGGAUUGGGUUUACUGCGCUUGCAUUCGACGUUUCGGCACGAUUUGAAAAUCUACGCCUCGGACGAGGGCCGUGUCCAGAUGACGGCAGCUGCCUUUGCCAAAGGUUUGCUCGCACUGGAGGGAGAACUCACUCCGAUCUUGGUGCAGAUGGUCAAGAGUGCCAACACCAACGGGCUGCUGGACAAUGACUGUGAUUCGAGUAAGUACCAAAAUAUGGCCAAAUCGCGACUGCACGAACUGAUGCAAAUCGAUCGCGAUUUUACGGUGGAGGAUCGCGCAGCGAUCAACCCUGGCAAUGCCAUCAGCAUCAAUUUGGCGAUGGAUUUUGUUAAGAAUCCGGUCAAGUGUUGCGCACACGUCCACUCGCUGAUUCAAUCGUUACUGGGGGUCGUCGCCGUGAAGCGGGAUGACCUCAAAACUAGAGACGCGGUACUGUAUCAUGGAGAAACUUGGGAACUGAUGGGUCGGCGGUGGGGAAAAAUCGAGAAGGAUUUCUGCACAAAGAACAAAAACUUCGACAUUUCCAAAAUUCCGGACAUCUACGACUGCAUCAAGUACGAUCUGCAGCACAAUCAACACACGCUUCAGUUCGAUUUGGCUGAAGAGUUGUACAUCUACGCAAAGUACUUGGCCGACAUUGUGAUCCCACAGGAGUACGGUUUGACCGUACAUGAAAAACUGACAAUCGGACAGGGUAUUUGCACGCCACUGUUGAAGAAGAUCCGCGCCGAUCUGCAGCGCAACAUUGAGGAAGCUGGAGACGAGAGUGUGAAUCGACUGAAUCCCCGCUACAGCCACGGAGUAUCCAGUCCGGGCAGGCACGUCCGAACGCGGUUGUACUUUACCAGCGAAAGUCACGUCCACUCGCUGUUGACCGUGCUCCGGUACGGCGGACUGCUGAACAUCCUGACCGACGAACAGUGGCGCAGGGCCAUGGAAUACGUUUCGAUGGUCUCCGAAUUGAACUACAUGUCGCAGAUUGUGAUCAUGCUGUACGAAGAUCCGACCAAAGAUCCCUUCUCGGAGGAGCGUUUCCACGUGGAGCUGCAUUUCAGUCCCGGGGUGAACUGUUGCGUGCAGAAGAACUUGCCGCCCGGACCGGGCUUCCGGCCACACAGUCGGAACGAUUCCGUCACGUCCAAAAAUGCGAGCGGCGACGAAGAAAGCACCUCCCGAAUCGACGAGGAAAACGACACCGAGGAGGAAAAUUCCAACGGUUCCAGCCAAACGAUGUCCAAAGAAAGUUCUUUUUCCAACGCCAGCAAAAACAAGGAAAAGAAGCUGAGAAAGGUCAAAACAUCCGAGCCCAUUCCGAUCGGAUCGUGCCAUACCGUUUCCGGACACGAAGCCAUGGACCUGGCGAAGCGACUGAGCGAAGAGCUGGCCGCCCAGCAGCAGGCCGGCAACCAGCGGCCCAUCAGUCCGGACGAACCCCGCGCCGCUCGAUCGUUCGAGCAUGGUGGCAGACACAGCCGAAUGAAAGGCCAAACGCCAUCUGUCAAGUCCAGCACGGAUCCGAUCUUUGAAUCGGCCACGAACGAACUUCCGCUCUAUUCGAUCGAUUUUUCCCAAAUUCCCAAAACACCGGAGAGCAACAUUCUAGCGGAUCGGGUUUACAAUACGAACUCGGUUGCCUCCAUCUGCGACGAUCGGUCUCGGAUGUCGAUAGCGGCCACGAACGAGCGACCACUUUCCUGUCAGAGUUUGUUCAUGCACGAGUCCUACUCGUGUGACUCCAUCAGCGAGUUCACGCCCAACCUAGCCGAUCAAGAGCUGUACGUCUCGUCGUUUUCCGAUACAGACUCCGAAACGUCCCGGUACUACAGCGCCUGUCAUGAUUUGGACCCCUUUCACUACAGAUAUCCCCUAAGCAGUCGGGCCCUGUCCUACACCUUUUCGAACGACCCGGAACGUGACAAUCUAUUGAUGCCGUUCAACGGUUAUAGCUACAAGUCGAUGCUUUACUCAUCGACGCCUCUCGUUAGCAAAAGCUUCGAUGAUUUGGAUUACUUGACAGAUGUCGAUACGCCUGGUAUCCUCGAGAACGGUUCCACAACCACCCUGUUGUUUAACGUGAAGCACAAUGGUUUCAGUGUUCCCAGCCCAAAGUCUCAAUCCCAGACGAUCACGAUCGUCUUGCCCAAACCAAUUUUCACCCCCGAUCAUCUGGCAUUGUAUCGAGUAGCCAGCGAUCCGGGAAUUCCGAUCCGUAGCUCUGUAACCCCCACCAGGGAUCAAUCUGAUUCGGGACCCUCAGAAUUGACUAACACUAACCCCAAGCAGGACACUGUCGCGUUCGUUUCUCUGACCACACCGCCACCUGAAGAAGGCACGUGUGAGCCAGUAGCCCUGGAUCACGACUUCCAAUCCCUGCUCGAUAGGAUUUUUCCGGUGAAGAGUUUUGAAAAUUGUGCCCCCGUUGCCAGUAGCAGUAGUAGUGAUAGUUUUCCCGCUACCACACUCACUUUCCCCACUACAACAACUACAACAACUAACAUCAGUAGUAACAGUAACCUUGCACCUAACCGUAAACCUCAUUGUUCGAAAUUCGUCAAAUCGUACACCACAGACAGCAGCACGAAUCCGUCCGGAGGCGGCAGUGUUGCCGUUGGUGGUGGUGGUGGUCCCGGUCCGUCCUCCCAUGGUUCGUCCCAUUCGUCCACCAGCGGCGGCGCAACCGUAAGACGUCAACGACACAGCAUUGCCGGCCAGAUGAGCUACUUUAAAAUGCUAGGGGGCUUCGGGAAAAAGAUGGCUACCAGCACCAACAGCUUGUUCAGCACCGCGGUCAUCAGUGGAAGCUCGUCGGCGCCGAAUCUGCGGGAUAUGAUUCCAAACACGGCCUCGCCGUCAGCACUUGAAGGAUUCGGUGGGGUGCCUCCGAUUCGACCGCUGGAAACCCUGCACAAUGCCCUGUCGCUGCGCCAGUUGGACAACUUCCUGGAGAAAAUGACGACCGGGCCGCUGUUCAAGACGCCCGCCUCGUCACCGCCCAAGUACCCGUCGACGCCGCUGCCCACCCCGGUGCCAAGUCCGGCCGCCAUUCCGGACUCUGCGGCCCUGCCGCAGGCGAGCUGGAGUGGUCAUUCCAGUAUGACCAGCAGCAUCAGCGCCAUGUCGAGUGGUGGCCCUUCGUCGCCCAACUACAGUGACAUGUUCUCCCGUGGAUGUCCCAGCAGCGAUAUGUCGGCCAGCAUCACCAGCAAUGAUGGAAGCAUCGCACUGGCUGCGGGCGGCGGAGGAAACCGCGACGAGUUGCCGCAGAUCUUCCCCGUAAUCGACAACGAUUUGAACGUGCUGGGGUCGCAUUUCAACUACGAUCAAUUGGCAGCCAGUAUCAAUCUGGAAAGCCCGGCCAAGAUACCCCCGAUCAGCAAGGAUGCAACUCUGGACAUCAGUGGCGAUCUUACUCCCAUCAGUACCUGCUCGGAUUGGGAGUUCAACACCAAUGACGCCACGAAGGGAUCCACCAACACCAAUAACGAUCUGACCGCCGAAGAAGACGACGAAGACGCCACGAUAUCGACGGACACGUGCUUGAGCACCGGGGAUCUGGCAAUCGCCAGCAUAGGUGAGGAUUCGUUCGCAACUCAAAAUCCUAACCUUGCGGCGGGCUGCACCAGCAGUGGCAAACAGCUGCAAAAGGAACUGCUUUUCGAUAUCAAAAACGUCCGUUACGAACUGUCCAACCUGCGCAGUGAUUUGCCUCCUCCGUCGACUUCAGCACCUUCAAUUGCCGUGACGGGAUCAUGCACCGGUGGAGCAACUCCCAAGAUCGACAACCGCUUUCGCACCAAUCGCAUCCAGAAGCAGAUCAGCUUAUAUGAGAAGGAUUCGCGAACCGAACCGAAGAAUCUGGUGCACGAGGUGGAGAAAUUCGGCGAACGAGCUUCGAUGGCACUCAAGCGAGCGACAUCCUGCAGCAGCGGUGACCACCUAUCGUCAUCCGGCGGUCGCUUACACAUGUCGUUCGAUGAACUGCAGAAAGACAUUCCCAACAUAGAGAAAAACCUUGCCAGCAAGCUGGAGAUGGAACAGGAGAAAUGUUCCAAAACGAGUAAAACCAUGUCGGCUCGUUUGAACAACAACCCAACAACGCCGGGAGCGCUGGUGAUACGGGAAGGGUUCAUCGAACCGCCGCGAAUCACCAGGGUGACGAAGAGUUUCCACGGUAAAACCGAUUACCACCAGGUGCAAGUGAACGACAUUGCCCGACGGGCCAGUGACAUUGUGCGGCCUUCGUGUUCGACUACGGAGCUCGUUACGCCACCGGUGGAUUCUUCCUGUGGAAGAGAUUCCGCCAAUCGGUACAACAAGAAUCAAAUUAGGCAGAAUAUCAAUGCCAAUUCAAUUGGUGCUAGGGAAGGGGGCUCAGCUGCGGGGUCAGCUGGUGUAGGUAGAUUUACGACGUUGAUUGUACCGGAGACGGACAGUGUAACGCAAAACGAUAGCGGUGGCAGUGGUGAUGCAGGUGGGGCUUCUAGGCCGUCGGUGGUACCCGGAAGGGAGUCAAUUGUUGGUGCUUUAGAUUUAGAGGAAGAGAGCAAGGAAGCCAAUCAAUAAUCGAUGGAUUCCCACAAGUAGUGAUCGAUGUUACAGACGGUGUUGUUCGGAUUAGGAAAGAUGAAUUGAGUAUUAAAGAGACAUUAUUUAUUCUAUUCU